Messenger RNA from Pogonomyrmex barbatus (red harvester ant), 571 nucleotides. RefSeq names its product structure-specific endonuclease subunit MUS81-like. The record is from RefSeq and is a predicted model, not a curated record. Lineage: Eukaryota; Metazoa; Arthropoda; Insecta; Hymenoptera; Formicidae.
AUGGCUUUGUCAUCUUUGAGAAUUACAUUUAGAUUGAAGCAGUCUGGUAUUGAAAAUUUAAUGUAUAUAGUAGAAAAUAUUGAUAAGCAUUUUCGAUUUUCUAUUCCACUCCCAUCAUUGUUGCAAGCCUCUGUGAAUUGUCUAGUACAAGAUGGUUUUACUGUAAAAUAUACAAGAAAUCACAAAAAUUCUAUGUCGUACUUAUCAUGUAUAACAAAGAUUUUAAUCAGAAUUUACAAGGAUAAAAAACUUGUUGGAUGCAAGAAAGAACAUCAAAUAGAUAACAUAAGCAGAACAGUACGUCUUAUGGAGUUCAAAGAAUUCAAUAAAGCAUCUUCUUCAAACAGAGGAUGUUUAAAGUGAGCGAAAUGUUUAUUCGUCAAUUAUUACAAUUGAAAGGCAUGUCCAUAGACAAAGCUAUGGCGAUUGUAGAACGUUAUGCCACGCCGCAGAUUUUGAUCACAGCUUUGGAAAAUUCUGGUAAAAAUGGAAAUCAAUUAUUGACAAACAUUCAAGUCGACGACAAGAAACGGCGUCUUGGACCUGCCAUCAGUAAGUCUGUUUAUCAACU